Molecule: messenger RNA, 1057 nt
Organism: Olea europaea var. sylvestris
Lineage: Eukaryota; Viridiplantae; Streptophyta; Magnoliopsida; Lamiales; Oleaceae
Product: 50S ribosomal protein L25
Exons: 3
Coding region: 31-792 (253 amino acids)
Biological process (GO): translation
Cellular component (GO): cytosolic large ribosomal subunit; ribosome
Molecular function (GO): 5S rRNA binding; structural constituent of ribosome
Source: RefSeq, a predicted model, not a curated record
CAACACCUCUCACUGCGCUUCACAGAUCAAAUGCUGAUCCGACGCUCACUUUUGAAUCAAACCCUUCUCCAUAAUCACCUCCGCCGCUUCGCCACCGCCGCUCUACUAGAAGAAACCCAGCAACUCACCUACCUCGACAACCUCCCAAGACCUGACCCAAAGUACGAUGAAAUCAUUCACGCUAUCCCACGCGCUAUCUCCGGUAAGAAUAUAUCGGCCAAAGAGCGUAAAGCCGGUCGUGUGCCCAGUAUUGUUUUCGAGCAAGAGGAUGGCCAGCACGGUGGCAAUAAACGACUUAUUUCGGUGCAAACUAAUCAGAUAAAGAAGCUAGUGAAUCAUAUGGGCCAGUCUUUCUUUCUUUCCAGGGUUUUUGAUCUGGAGGUCCGUCCCGAGUUCAAGUCCGAUGAGCUUAUCGAGAAAGUCCGGGUCUUGCCCAGAAAGCUUCAUCUUCAUGCAGGUACGGAUGCAGUCCUUAAUAUUACCUUCAUAAGAGCUCCAUCUAGUGCUUUACUAAAGGUUGAUGUUCCUCUUGUGUUCCGGGGAGAUGACAUAUCUCCUGGGUUGAAAAAAGGGUCAUAUUUGAACAUCAUCAAGAGGACUGUCAAGUUCCUUUGCCCUGCCGAUAUUAUUCCUCCAUACAUUGAUGUGGAUUUGAGUGAAUUGGAUGUCGGCCAGAAGAUAGUGAUGGGGGACCUUAACGUUCAUCCAGCUCUGAAGCUGCUAAAACCAGAGGAUGAACCAGUUUGCAAGAUUGCAGGUGCAAGGGUUUCUGAUCAAAGGAAAACCAAAUAAAUGUACCGGAUUCGACCAAAGUUUUAUUCGGGUAGAUUUUUUCUUCUCAUAUGUUACCAAAAUCGCCGAUAAUGGUAUAAGGCCAUGUUAAGUUGCCAUAAUUCAUCCAAUUUAUGAUUUACUAAAGUCGUUUAGCUUACUAGGUUCAUGGAACAAAUGUAAGUGAAAUCGAUAUUCAGAAGAACUCGUAUCUCGUUGCUGGAGAUGGGAAAGAGAUUCAUUUGGGUUCCUCUAUCAAAGAUUUUCUCGUGUUCUGAUGUGCUCA